Messenger RNA from Eptesicus fuscus (big brown bat), 3870 nucleotides. It is a transcript of the gene PDXK, whose product is annotated as pyridoxal kinase. Bases 173 to 1111 code for a protein of 312 amino acids. Gene Ontology annotation, biological process: pyridoxal 5'-phosphate salvage. NCBI's taxonomy places the organism in Eukaryota, Metazoa, Chordata, Mammalia, Chiroptera, Vespertilionidae. The record is from RefSeq and is a predicted model, not a curated record. Gene Ontology annotation, cellular component: cytosol. The transcript has 12 exons. Gene Ontology annotation, molecular function: pyridoxal kinase activity.
CAAGCCCCGCGGGUUUCCAGCCGCGCUGAGGUCACAGGCAGGCGGCCUGGCGUCCGAGCCGAGAGCCUGCGCCGAGCGGGGCCGGAGCGGAGCCCGAACCGAAGGAGAGCCCGAGCCCCUCUAGCAGGGAGAGGCCGCCGCGCACGGCCCCGCGCCUACCCUGCAGGCCGGCAUGGAGGAGGAAUGCCGGGUGCUCUCCAUCCAGAGCCACGUCGUCCGCGGCUACGUGGGGAACCGGGCGGCCACGUUCCCGCUGCAGGUUUUGGGGUUUGAGAUCGACGCUGUGAACUCUGUCCAGUUUUCAAACCACACAGGCUACGCACACUGGAAGGGUCAGGUGCUGAACGCAGACGAGCUGCACGAGGUGUACGAAGGGCUGAAGCUGAACCACGUGAAUAAAUAUGACUACGUGCUCACGGGGUACACGAGGGACAAGUCCUUCCUGGCCAUGGUGGUGGACAUCGUGCGGGAGCUGAAGCAGCAGAACUCCCGGCUGGUGUAUGUGUGCGACCCGGUGAUGGGCGACAAGUGGGAGGGCGAAGGCUCCAUGUACGUUCCAGAGGAUCUCCUUCCUGUUUACAAAGAAAAGGUUGUGCCGGUCGCAGACAUCAUAACUCCCAACCAGUUCGAGGCUGAGUUACUGACUGGCAGAAAGAUCCACAGCCAGGAGGAAGCCUUAGCGGUGAUGGACGUGCUGCACUCGAUGGGCCCCGACACCGUGGUCAUCACCAGCUCCGACCUCUCUUCCCCGCGGGGCAGUGACUACCUGAUUGUGCUGGGAAGCCAGAGGAUCCGGCACCCUGAUGGCUCCGUGGCGAUAGAGCGCAUCCGCAUGGACAUUCACAAGGUGGACGCCGUCUUCGUGGGCACCGGGGACCUGUUUGCGGCCAUGCUCCUGGCGUGGACACACAAGCACCCCAAUAACCUCAAGGUGGCCUGUGAGAAGACCGUGUCAGCCAUGCACCACGUUCUGCAGCGGACCAUCAAGUGUGCGAAAGCCCAGGCUGGGGAAGGACAGAAGCCCAGCCCGGCCAUGCUGGAGCUGAGGAUGGUCCAGAGCAAAAGGGACAUCGAGAACCCGGAGAUUGUCGUCCAGGCCACGGUGCUGUGAGGGCUCCUGCGCCCACCUGCUGGCGCAGCGCCGGCGUCUCCUCCUCCGUCGUCAUCCCUGUGAACACGUAACGUCUGCCUUAGAGCUGUGACCGGAACUUGAUGUUUUUUUCCUUUUCUCAGCAACAUGCAAAAUGAUGGUAAUUUAUGUUAACGUGGAGGAUUGUUGUCAGAGUGCAGAUUUCAAGACUUUCCAGUGUUUCAGACCUUCUCCUGUAGACCUUAAAAGAUGAAUUCCAAACGACGAUUCCCUCUUCGAAUCAGUCUUAAAUCAUUGCCAAGUCCUGCUGAGGUGAUUGUGUUAGUCUGCGUUACUUUUGCAAUAUAUGUCAGUGAUUGUAAAAUAAUGCUUUGCUUGUCGUCCUAUUCUUACACUUGUUAGAACCAAUUUUUAAAGUGUUUAAUUUUCCAGUGGCCUGAGCCUGGCCUGGCGCACCUGCUCUGAGUGAGAGGAGGGUGUUUUAGUGUUGAACCCAGGCCAGAGAGGGGGGCAGGCUGGGGUUACAGGAUGUCCAGGGAACCCCAUGUUCACUCCUCCGGUGACAUGUACACAAAAGGAGGGAAGCCUAUUCUGACCGCUGGAUCGCCACUUGCGCGCACACCCUCUCCUUGUCCUUCCUGCCCUUGGGUGGGAUCACCUGCCUGCCUGGGGCGUCGGGUCCACACCUGUGGGAAUCAGAGACACCAUGUGACUACUGUACUCAGCGGGAGAACAGCCAGGAACCCCUGUCUUCCUUCUCUGCCGCCCACCUAUUCUCUUGGACCUCCUUCACCCACCUCUCUCCCUGGAGCCCCCGCCAGUCCCUACCCGGGCUAGCAGGAGGGGAGGGGAGUUUGUGACUGAGCAGAGUGGAGUAUGUGCAGAUGGGGACGUUGUGAGUGAGGUCCGGCUCUCUGAGUCUGGGUGGGAGCCAGGUGGCCCUGGACUCAAUUGUGCCCACCAACAGAGCAGUGGGAUGGAGCCCGCUUGUUUUUAUACCACAUUGGGGUUCCCUUCUCAUCAUCCUCGGAGGCUCUGGUGUUAGGGCUCCCUGGAGAGCCAGCUCCUGUGUCCCUGGAGGGAGCGUGUCAGGUGUACAAGCUGAGGGGCCCCUCAGGCGGACCCCAAGCCCUGGAGAAGAUGGCUCUGGGAGGCCAGGCCCAUCGCCUGAAGCCAGGGCAGCCUUAAGCUGUGGCCCCGUUGGUCUGGAUGGACGUCAUCCCCCCAGGAGACCUCCUACUGCCUGCAGUUCUCCUGUGAGCACAGGGAUCGAGGGCGGCACACGUGCACCUUGGCCUGUGGCAGCGUUGGGGUGUGCGCUGCGGUCGGCCGCUUUGUGACAGGUGCAGCAUCGGGCAGCUGGCAGGUGUUGUAGGUGAGAAGAACGUGAGAUCCUGUGUUUUUACAGAGACCCUUGUCCUGGUGAUGGGAGGUGUAGAUUCUGGUUUCAGAAUCCAGCCACACACUUCAGUCUCUGCCAGCAGGAGGGCUGAGGGAGAGGGUGGUGGGCUGGGAAGGGUCUGGGCCCCACCUUGGUAGAUGGCAAACAUCAGGUCUGCUUCUGGGGAACGUUUCUUCAGUGUAUAAACCUCUGUCCGGUGAUGGGAACCAGGCUUUGCAUUCUGUGGUGAUGCACGGGAGGGGGGCCCUGCCUGUGUCCCAUCCCCCGCUGUGCUCCGAGGCUCCUCCCAGCAUCACCCAUCACCGCUGUCUGGAAGCCCCCACUCGGGGUUCUCGUAGCGCAUGUGUCUUCUUGUGGGUACCUGCACUUUCUUCUCAGUGCAAAGUGUUUUCUUUAACUGAUUGAAAAACAAUGUCUUACAAACCACAUUCCUACCUUUCAUUUGAGAUUUGAGCUCACCACACAAUGUGUUCAUUCUGUUUGUAAGACAGAACUCGGUGAAUACUGUUAGGUCUGACUUAGGGGAUAUUUUAAAGCUAUAUUAGUGUGGGGGGGUGCUUUUCCUAGAAUUGUCUUUUUAGAUGCUGGCAGAGAGACAGGUGUUUUAAAAGCGUUUCCACUGUCCAAGUCACGCGGAGCCUGUGCUGCAGCGAGGCUUCUGCCAGCGUCACUGUGGUCACGGUGAACGGAGCCCCAACCUGCCGCCCCGCCUCCGCCCCAGCCCACCACCACCACGGGCAGGUUCUGAUCUUCGUGCGGCAGGAAGCCCGUUCCACAGGAGGCUCCAUUCCGAGGCUGUGGGGCGCUCGCCGUGCUGGGACAUCAUGGCCCGCAGGUCAGCUGCUGGAGAGCGAGGACCAGCCCUUCCCAGUGGCACCGCCCAGCCCGCACUGCAACCCCCGUCCUGGUGAUGGAGGUGCAGAUGUUAGCAUUUAGGGAACUGGAAAGGAAUUCCAAUCUACGUGUAGACCCGGUGGUGUUUUGAAUGUUCUAAGCUUCUAGCUGUGCACCUGCUAAUCCAGAGCUGUAGUUGGCAUUUCAAUCAACGAUUGCAAAACCAGCCCAGCGGGACGGAGCUACUGACUGGGAGCCCAGCCGAAGCUGCCCUGGGCCUUCCAGGCAAGGAGCUCGGACCUGGAGGCUUCUCGGGGGGUGUGGUCAGCCUGGGAUCGAAGCACAGACCCCGGGUCCAGCGGUGAGGGGACGAUCUCUGUGAGAUUCAGACAGUGGCUGCAUUGGCCCUGCGGUGACCAGCCCUGCCCACUGAGAGAGUGGGCACGUGUUUGUAAAUGUAAAACACGGCUCACCAUUGUAGAGGCCUCUCUGUGUGCUGCUCCUGUUGACUUAUGAUUCUCCACAAAUAAAUAUUUUCAUGCAA